Molecule: messenger RNA, 8604 nt
Organism: Podarcis lilfordi (Lilford's wall lizard)
Lineage: Eukaryota; Metazoa; Chordata; Lepidosauria; Squamata; Lacertidae
Source: the annotation of a GenBank genome assembly
AUGAUCCUGCUCAUCGUGUUGCUGAGUCUUGCUGCUCUGCUGCAACAGCCUGCUUCAAGGGUAAAGUGUUGUUGUUUUUUACGUUGUGUAAUGUAGCAAUACUGAGAGAUGUUUAACUCUCCUGUCUCAGUCAGUGGGACAUGAAAAGUUACUAAAGUUAGCUGGGUUGUUUUCAAAUACGAGAUUGGAGCUUCGUCAACCUAAACAUUCUCUUUAAUUAGCCAAAAUGUGCUUCACUGCUUCAUCUGUGAAGACAAUAAAUUUUAAGAAGAUCAUACUUAAUGGAGGAAGUUGAUUUCAAUAACUGUGGAUUUAUCCAGAGUACGUCAGAGAGAAGUUAAUGCCACGGCAUUGCCCAACAGUUUACAACAGCUUACAACUGAGAUUUUGUUUAUGUCAGAUUUCAUUUAUGGCAUGUAUUCACCAUGGCCAUGAUUCUUACAGAAACAGUGCUAAAAUUAUAUUGGUGUAAUAUAUUAUGAAUAAAUGCAAGAGGAAUUUAAUCACUCUCUCAUUUUAGGCACAUGCACUAGGGGUUGGACCAGGUGACCAAAAGCAAAUUCUUGACAAGCACAAUGCCCUGCGGAGAGAAGUGAAGCCAACUGCAAGCAACAUGCUGAAGAUGGUAAGAUAGAAAGAGGUGAAAUUCAUAGUUCCGGGUGCAUUGGCAAGUGCUUUGCAUGUUUACUACACUUUCUUGCAGGCAGAAAACUUGCUCUUGAUCACUUCAAGAAUGAGGCUCACAAGCAGAUUUGCAUUUCACAAGGGAAUGCCAUUUAAACAUCAUUUUUUAAUUUAAAAAGGACAAGCAGACACAUGAUAUUUGCAUAUGCUAAUUCAUAGGUAUAAGUGCAAAUUUAGAACUAAUCAGUAUGAUUUCAACAGAAAUACAAUGCAAAUGGGGAACCAGACUGUAACCAGGCUACCCCUUGUGCCUCCUCAGUUGGCUGGCUGGGGGUUCUUAGCUUGUGAUAUUAGAGUCAGCUUAAGGAAGUCAUGCCAAUUCAUGUUAAGCAAGCAAGGUUCAGCUUAAUGAGUUGCAGUAAUCAUUAGUAAUAAUAGCGCAGGCUCAGAGUCUAUUGAUGCCGCUUCUCACCUCUGCGCUUUGUGUUCCCUUGGACAGAUAUAAUCCACCCCCUUGCUUGCUUUAACUUCCUACAUGUUCUUGUCCAAUCAGGAGGGGGGAAAACCAUGUAUGCUUUCGCUUCCUCCACUUGUCCAUGUAGUGGGCUAUGAAUAUGCACUUACCUCAGUAGUAACUUAGUAGUAGCUGAGAGUGCCUAACUCAGUCUCCUAGGUAAAAGGUAAAGGACCCCUGGAUGGUUAAGUCCAGUCAAAGGCGACUAUGGGGUGUGGUGCUCAUCUUGCUUUAGGCUGAGGGAACCGGCGUUUGUCCACAGACAGCUUUCCGGGUCAUGUGGCCAGCAUGGCUAAACUGCUUCUGGUGCAACCAAACACCGUGACGGAAACCAGAGCGCACGGAAAUGCUGUUUGCCUUCCCGCUGCAGUGGUACCUAUUCAUCUACUCGCACUGGCACGCUUUCAAACUGCUAGGUUGGCAGGAGCUGGGACAGAGCAACAGGAGCUCACCCCGUUGUGGGGAUUCGAACUGCCAACCUUCCGAUCGGCAAGUCCAAGAGGCUCCGUGGUUUAGACCACAGUGCCACUCGCAUCAGUCUCUUAAUCAGGGUUUGAAUGAUGGUUACUGCCAUUAAGCAGGGCUGACAGGAGUCAGGCAGAUGUGAUGCUAAACUAUGGUUAAGAUCAUCCAGGUGUUGGGGUUGGGGCAGAACCAGCCCUCCCAUGAGGCAAGCUGAGGCAACCGCCUCAGGCAGCAGAAUCCACAGGGGCAGCAGUUCUGACUCCAAGGAACAUGCUGCCUGUCACUGUUGCCACCAGUGGUGCCUUCCUCAGAGGACAGGUCUGCUACCACCUUGGUACCCCCCCCAAUGCCACUUCCCCCUCAGCAAAUAGGAGGGACUGCUCAUCUCCUCCCACUUCUAAGGAGGAAAUAUCUGGGGCUGCCCUCUGGGGUCUCCUGGGCUCUGCACCCACCUGGCAUGAUUCAGAGAUGGCCCCUUUCCCCCCAUGAGAGCCUCUGAUUACCAGCUCAACCAUCAGGUAAGGCUGAUUUGAUUCCUUCCCUUGUUCCCAAUGUAGUUCUUCAGUCCCCAUUUGUUCCCAAUGUUGGUCUUUAUCCCCCCCCCCAUUUUUUUCUGAUGUAGAACCUCAUUCCCCCCCCCUUCUUUCCUAGUGGGGGGCACCAUUUUGUGGUUUGUCUCAGGUGCCAAGAUAUCUUGGGCAAGUGCUGGGUUGGGACUGGCUCCCAAGAAUGAAAGAGUGAUGGGAAAGGACGGCAGUUCUGUUUUUCCUUCAUGUAUUCAAGCCACGACACAGCCACAAAAUAACUAUCAUUAAAGGGGAACAUGCAUGCACACGUGGACAUACACAUCAAGGUUUUGAAGAAAGCUGAAAGGUGACAAGCAAUCAGACAGAUAUUAUCUUCUCCAUCUUUACAGUAUGCCUCCAUUCUCACCUUUGCUACAUCUUUUUUCAUUUAGGAAUGGAGUCCUGCUGCGAGAGCAAAUGCCGAACGCGUGGCAAAGAAAUGUCGUUUUGCCCACAGCCCACCAGACCAAAGAAUUGCUGGCAAGUAGAGCUGUCAGUAAGCACUGUAGAGAUGUUUUAGAGAGAUCUAUAAUAUAAUCCACAUUCAAUCAGCAUUCACUUAUUCCUUCAACAACCUUGCAGUCGUCAGUCUGAGCAUAAUUUUUAAAAAGCAUAUUUUUUUAAAAAAACACACUGGAAGAAUGCCACAAAAAGGGAAUAAUACAGAGGAAUGUUCGAGUUCUUUCUAACAUCCAAACUCAGAAAUCAGCAUACCUUUGCCUCUAUACAUGCUGCAUCCACCUUAGAUGCAUCCAAUUUUUAAAGCACCACACAGCAGUUCAUACACGUUCAUUCCGGAUCCUGGAAGUAUGUAGUUAAUCACUAAAAUAAUAAAUCUUUCGCAGUCACUAACAAUUCAGAAAUGGUAACAUUUUAAAACAAGACCUUUCAGCUUCCACUUUCUUCCACUGAAGGUAUUACUUUGGAAUUCAUCAAAGGAUGCCAGCUAUUGAGCAAUUUAUACAGCACAGCUGAGAUUAGCCUUUUUGGGCUGCAUAAUAGAUAUGUUUAAUGUCUUAUACGCUGACAGGUUCUAAAUUCAGAAUAUUUUAAUUUGCUCUAGUGAACCUAUGGAUAGUCACCAAAGAAUCAGAACCACAUGAAAAACAUUUACUAAACAUUUACUAACAUUUACUAAAAGUAACUGACAAAUGUUUCUUUCUGGUAACACCUUUGAAUAAGUUUACUCGUUAAAAUUAAUUCUUCAUUAUUUAUUGCUUGUACCAAAAUGCAGACUCUUCUUUCUUCCUCUACCUUUCAUUGCAACUCAGUUUUCCAUAUCAAAUGUAAACUACAAAUUCUGCCCACAUCUAGGACUCAGCUAGACUGGUAAAGAAAAAGUGAUUUAUAUGCACUGUAUGUGUGAUAUAACAUUGUGCCACCAACGUAGAGUUCCAUUUUUCUCUACCUGUUACAACACUUUAAACUGAAACAUUUCUAGCUAAGAAUGUACCCUACUGAAACAAAGACUUCUGUCUCUAAAGAGGGAUUAUAAUAUUGGUUGAAAUAAAGAUAUUCUUGUAUAACAAACAUUUAAUAUAAAGACAAAUACCUGGGCAAUUAUACAUUAGUGUGCCCAGUUCAUAUUUUAUAUCCCCCCUUUCACCCCAUAGUUUAAAACUGAACAGAUGCUUCCCAGUUUAAUCAGAUAUAGAUAACUCCUAAACACUAAGCAAGAAACAUGGAACAUCAAAAGGUAUCCCAAAUAGAACUGUAUCAAAGAAUUUAUAAGAUUUAUCAUUCCCAAUUAAGCAAAGAUUCUGUGUUGGUCAAGCACUGGCUCAAAUGGGUUACAUACGGCAAAUAAAAUCUCUCCUUUUCGGGUGAACAAAUUCUGCUUGAAUAAACAAGCUUUUACCUGUUGCAGCAUGUUCCCUUGAAGCAUUGCAUGACUCCUCGUUUACAGAAUUUCCUAGGUCAGGAAUCAUGAGUUUUGUUAAUGCUUCCCGUCUCCACUUCUAGAUGGCUUUUCAUGCGGUGAAAAUAUAUAUGCAUCAUCUCACGCUACUUCAUGGAAUGACGUGAUUCAAGCUUGGUACAACGAGGUGAAAGAUUUCAAGUACGGUGUUGGAGCAGUCCGUCCAGGGGCCGUAAUUGGCCAUUACACUCAGGUAACUCAAACACCAUUUUGUAUCUUUGUCAAGCGCAUGGUUCAGCUAGUCAAUCCAUGCCUGAUAGCCCACCUGCAUCUUGGCUUGCUGCUGCCUGGGACCUCACAGAAGGAGGUGAGAAGGGGUGGUUGUGUUCCUCGUGUUUCACCCAGUACUUUUUUCAUAUUUUUCACAUAGGAAGUUCAGAUAAUGGAUUGUCUUUAUCUCUGCUGUGCCUUUCUUUCUGUGGUUUCUUCAGACCCCCAUGAUGCCAUUCACAUUCACAGCUGUAUACAUUUCUGAGCUGCAUCUCCCAGAGGAAGAAAAUUAUUGGAAUUGUUACUUGGAAAUUGUUUAUUUCUUUAGUGUCAUACCCCCUUUUCAAGGUGCUCCUAAUAAAACAACACAAAGUGAUGAAAUCUAGGGGUUGUUUUAUUUUUAAUGCUGGUGUUAAAUGUAUGUUUUUCUGGCUCAUUAUGAAAACAGAUUCUAACAUAUUUUCUUGUGUGGAUGUUUUUAUAUCUACAGGUGGUUUGGUACAGGUCUUACAGAAUUGGUUGUUAUGCUGCCCACUGCCCUCAAAACCGCUUGAAAUACCUCUACUUUUGCCACUACUGCCCUGCGUAUGUACUAUUUAAUUAUUUAUUGAGCUUGUUAGCUGUUUGUUACACAACGUCUUCAAGGGAUUUAACAACACAUUUUAAACAUAAAUAUGAAAUACAUUAGACUAUAAAAACGGAAUGGAACAACUCUCAUAACAGCCACAGGAAGUUUGCACACUAGUAAAGCAGUAACUCGGGAUGUCAAUGGUUGCUAGCCAGCUAGAAAACAAAAACAGCCAGGUCAUUCCUAUUACCUUGGGUAAUCAGGUGGCAGCAGCUGGUGUUGUGUUGUGUUGUGUUGUGUUUGCCUGAGUCAAAAUCCCAAAAUAAUUUUCUGGCAAUCUCUGGAAAACUUUAUUUUGGGAGUCCUCCUGAACAGUUGGUACCUUUAAGGUUUGGUGCACCAGUUUAGCUUUGGUUUAGGUAAAGGGACCCCUGACCGUUAAGUCCAGUCGCAGAUGACUCUGGGGUUGCGGCGAUCAUCUCGCUUUACUCGCCUAGGGAGCUGGUGUUUGUCUGCAGACAGCUUCCGGGUCAUGUGGCCAGCAUGACUAAGCCGCUUCUGGCAAAACCAGAGCAGUGCACGGAAACUCUGUUUACCUUCCCGCUGGAGGGGUACCUAUUUAUCUACUUGCACUUGACGUGCUUUCAAACUGCUAAGUUGGCAGGAGCAGGGACCAAGCAACGGGAACUCACCCCGUUGCAGGGAUUCGAACCGCCGACCUUCUGAUUGGCAAGCCCUAGGUUCUGUGGUUUAGACCACAGUGCCCCCCACGUCCCUUAGCUAUGGUUUAACCUUGCUUUAAUACUGUGAAAAGGCACAAAAGGCAGCGCCCCCACUCCUUGCAAUCCUCCUCUCUUAGUGCCCAUAGCUUCCGUCAUCCACCAAUUCACACCAGCAGCAUAUUCAGCAUUAAGUGAGCCACAGUGCCUCAGAAAAGAAUGUUCUUUUUUAUUCAUUUACAUAUUUAUUAAGUUUGCUCUAAACCAGUGUUGGGAACCUCCAACCUGGCUUCCCUGUUUGACCCACCAGGAUAUUUCAGCCAAGCCAAGCCACACCUGCCUGCCCUGCACCAGAUGUCAUAUAGGAGCAGAUGCGGGCAGACAAAGACCUGGCUCAGCUGAAAGAGAUUUUCAGGCACCUCUGUUAGGCGGACCAGUGGCAGCUGCAAAGCCCUCUUCAAGGGGCUUAACAAAGGCUGGCAUCUUUGACAAGCAACGCAGAGCCAAAUUCUUCAAAGUUCAGAACCCAGGAAGUUUUACCCAAGAGGGUAAAGGAUUCUCUUGAAAAGUGUAUGGAGAUACAGGGACCCCUUGAUCAUAUUUUGUUGCAUUGCUAGUGGGCACAUAUGGUACAGUCUGUGAAUAACGCCCGUGAGAUUCUCUUUACCGAUGAUACAGCCCCAGCCCUUUGGAAGAGGUAUCCAGCUAUUAACAUUCCUGAGAGAUUACAUAACACUGGCAGGUCCACAAGAUAAAGGGAGUUAAUAGCAGAUUGUCAACGGACAGAAUAAUCUCCACAGAACAUUAGAAUAAUCCAAAUUACAACAUGCUGUGUUCAUUAAGUUCAUUUGCAUUGGCUUGUUCUGGGUGUUGAGUUGUCACCCUUCUCUGUUUAGAAACAGGGAUGUGGUGUUGUGCAAGCAGCUUAGGUUGCACAUAGGAAAAUAAAGUAGUUGUGUUUUAUCCCUCCCAAUGUGAUGUCCUGCCCCUGUUUCCUGCUUGGCAGGGGGUUGGACUCGAUGGCCCUUGUGGUCUAUUCCAACUCUAUGAUUCUAUGAUUCUUUCUAGUAAUUCUACAGGCAAGACUUCUUCACUCUCCAGCCAAGGCAUCCCAGCCUCAUUUCCAUUCCCACUAGCACCUAGAGCACAGCAUUACUGAACUGACGCCACUAGAUUGCUCCCUCUGAAUACAAACAACCGGCUACAGCAUACCAGGACUGAGCUGCUUUGGGGUUUUUAAAAUAUAUAUAUAUAUAUAGAAAUUUCAUGAAAUAAAUAAAAAAAAACUGUGCACUUUUUUGCAUUUCUCAUUCCAGAGGGAACAUACAAGGCUUACUUAAAACCCCAUAUAAGUCUGGACCAUCUUGCGGGGACUGCCGUCAUGCUUGUGACAACAAAUUAUGCAGUACGUACAAAUAACUUCAAAUAUUAAAGCUUCUCCAUCUUUUCUUUAGAAAGGGCACUCAGUUAGAAUUCAGAACUCAUUGGGCCUGUUAACUGUCACCAAGUUAGUAUAAGGGAUAGUAGGAAAAGCUGUGCUGAUUUCUGCUUACAGGCCCUACUUCUGGAUCUGCCCCAAUGUGCACUGGGAGCAGCGCUGGUGUGAUGUGGAAGUCUUGCAUCCAGAUAUGAUACUUCUGCGCUGCAUGCACAAUACACUGCCAAAGAGACGCUCGGCCCGGACAGUUCAGCCAGGAAGAAAGCAGGAGAUGGGCAGGCAGAGAUCCACUGCUGCUUAUGAAGAUCUAUAUAGAUAUAUAGAUAUCUCUGUUCCCCCAAGAUUACAAGGUUAUUUGUAGAGUGGAAGGGAUAUCGCCAAUUAUAUUCUAAAUUUGAAUGCUAAAACCAGCAUAUUCCAAACCUAGUUACACAGAAGAAAAUCCCACUGAAUUUGAUGGAAGCCGGGGCAGCACAUCCCGUUUCACCACUAGAGGUGAAAUGAGAAGUUCUGCCUUGCCGCCACUCCCACCACCACCACCUAAUUGCUUCUGCCACUACUGCGUACCCUGCUGCAUCUGCCAAAGGCGGAGUAGCAGCGCUCCCAUCAGCACCAAAGAUCUUGCCCCAAAUGGACACAAUCUUGCCCAAAACUGGCACUGAUGGCAGUACCACUUCUCCAUUGAUGGUGGGGAGGUCAUACCACCUGCGGAAAGGCUUCUGCCUCCUGAGUCACAAUAACCUUUUAAAUUUUUAAGGUGAAUGUAGGGAUCUCUACAUAAUGUUCAUAAGAUGUGGCAAUGAAAGCCUGCCCAAUUUCACAGCAUCAUAGGAUUGCAGAGUUGGUAGGGUCAUCUAGUACAACCUCCUGCAAUGCAGGAAUCUCAACUAAAGCAGCCAGGGCAGAUGGCCACUCAACCUCUGCUUAAGAACCUCCAAGCAAGGAGAGUCCACCCCCUCCCAAGGGAGUCCAUUCCACUGUCAAACAGCUCCUCCUGUCAGAAGUUCUUCCUGAUGUUUUUCGGAAUCUCCUUUCUUGUAAUUUGACUCCAUCGGUUCAGGUUCUAUCCUCUGGAGGAGGAGGAAAUACGCUUGCCCCAUCUUACAUGUGACGGCCUUUCAGAUACUUGAAGUUAGCUGUUAUAUCACCUCUCCGUCUCCUCUUCUCCAGGUUAAACAUACCCAACUCCCUCAACCAUUCCUCAUAAGGCUUUUCUUCUGAGUUAUGGUCAGGGUUGCUAAACUGUUUAUGCAUUUAAUUAUUGCAUCCAUUAGAACAACUGUUAAAUAAUAUGUUCAGUGUUCUUUUUUCUUUUGUAUAAUCUUCAGUUUUGAUCUUAAGCUCCAGUAUAUGAACUAAAAAUGAAAGCGUCCCUAGAGUUUGAAUCUAUUGGGGAUGUUUUGCUUUUGUUAAUGUCCAGACUGAUGGUAGUGUGUUCUUCUUUUCACUUUCAGCCAACCCUUGCAAACAUACUGAUCAGUUCACUAACUGCCCUGACUUAGUGAAGUCACAAGGAUGUACGAAACCAAACAUGCUGAAAGACUGCACUGCUUCUUGCCUGUGUAAGAAUGAAAUAAAAUAG